GGAAGAACAGGCAGUUCUGUGGUGGUAAUUGAUUCCAUAUUAGCCUAGCCUAGCAUAGCCUGAGUGAGCACUGGGAGAUAUCACUGCUGCGCCUUCUCCAGCAGCGUGGAGACAGACAACAUCCACACAGCUUCACAACACAGCCGGUACAGCACAGAAAACCUGAAACCCUCAACAUGACAACCAAAAAGCCGCAGAGCAUUCUCAGAGAAGCGUCUCAUCAGAUCAUAGCUGGUGGAUCCGCUGGUCUGGUGGAGAUCUGCUUGAUGCAUCCUCUCGAUGUGGUGAAGACGAGGUUCCAGAUCCAGAGGGGAGGCAGUGACCCGAACAGCUACAAAGGCCUGGGUGAUUGCUUCAGAACCAUCUUCCGCAAUGAAGGAGUCUUUGGUUUCUACAAAGGAAUCCUGCCUCCCAUUCUGGCUGAGACACCAAAGAGAGCGGUCAAGUUCUUCACCUUUGAGCAGUACAAGAAGCUGCUGAAUCUGACCCCUUUGUCUGCUGGUGUGGCGUUGUCUGUAGCGGGGCUCGGUGCAGGCUUGACUGAGGCAGUUGUCGUCAACCCGUUCGAGGUGGUGAAAGUCAGUCUCCAGGCCAACAGGGAUGCCUUCACAGAGCAACCCUCCUCGUUUGGCCAAGCAAGACGCAUAAUAAAUUCGGACGGGUUUGGACUGAAGGGCCUGAAUAAAGGAUUAACAUCAACUCUGGGACGCCAUGGAGUUUUUAACAUGAUCUACUUUGGCUUCUACUUCAACGUCAAGGAUGCUAUUCCUACCAACCCGAACCCCACCCUGGAGUUCCUGAGAAAGUUCACCAUCGGCCUCGUGUCUGGGACCAUCUCCUCCAUAGUGAACAUUCCCUUCGACGUAGCCAAGAGUCGCAUCCAAGGCCCCCAGCCUGUGCCCGGAGAGAUCAAGUACCGCACCUGCUUCCAGACCAUGGCGAUGGUGUACCGGGAGGAAGGGUAUUUGGCCUUGUAUAAGGGGUUGGUGCCAAAGAUAAUGAGGCUUGGACCAGGUGGAGCGGUGAUGCUGCUGGUCUAUGAGUAUGUGUCUGGAUGGCUGCAGAAAAACUGGUAACAAUAGAGAAAUUCAAUAGGAGAAAGGAAAACAACAGAGUGCCUUAAGGAUGAUGUCUUAUUGACGACAUUAUUGACUGACUCCAGUAAAGUUAGACCAAAGAAGUAUCAUCAUUUUCUACCUUGAAUACAUAACACUGCUCUGCAAAACAGCACCUCAGCCUUACAGUGAAUCAUUCUAGAGGGAAACAAAACUACGUCUUCAUAUUACAUUUCUGAUAAAUCCAGGUUAUUUCAUAUGUUGAUGUAGUUUGUGUUUGAUGUUUGUCACCCUCCUCACUGACUUAAAGUAGGCGGUGCUGACUUUGAGAAAAGAGUGAUGUCAUGCACAUGUGCGCUCUAAUACGUCAACGUUUAAACAAAGGUAACCUCCUAAAUCUGAUCACAGUUGAGGGGCUGUUUUUGUGAGUCAACAAAUCUGAACAAAACACCCACACAAUUCAUAAAGAGGCAAAAUGUGAGAGUUAAUUAGAGUUAAAAUAUUAAAGAUUAAAUAUGUAGCUUAUCUUGAAAUAUCCAGAGUUUAAAAGUUCAGUUUAUAUUAAAAUAAAAAGCCCAGAUUGCUGACAUGACCAUCUCUAAUGGGCUUUUUAACAUGCUAGCAUACAUAUUAUACAGCUGCUCAGGUGAGUUUCAUUUACACCAGCCUCACCAGAGCUCUACAAGACUCAGUGGAUCAAUCAUCCCGACAUGAAUCUAAACUUCUCACUGAGGAGCAGCUUCUGAACUCAGCGCCAGUGCACACACAUCACUGCAGAACAGGUGAAACACACACUUGUCUUAUGCACACACACACAUGCAAUUUCUACCAAUCCAAAGUGGAUCACACACACAUACAGUGAUCACAUCUUAAACCUUGAACCUUAUUGUCGAUCACAAACAAGCAGACGCAGUAGAAGUUUUCUUGAAGUUGAUAUUUAGAUCUCCUGAAGAACUUUUUUAAUUGAUCAUUUUUGCAUGACUGAAAUUUUUAUGAAAGUCUUUAAAAUUGGAAUCUGACAGAAUGUUUAUUUUUCAAGCGUUUACUGGUUUUAUAAGCAUUUGUGAAAAAUGAAUUUCAUGUAUUGGUAACAAAUAAAAAAGAAUCCAAUUAAACUCACUUGGGUGCUCA
Notolabrus celidotus (New Zealand spotty) is the source of this 2186-nucleotide messenger RNA. It is a transcript of the gene slc25a21, whose product is annotated as solute carrier family 25 member 21. The record is from RefSeq and is a predicted model, not a curated record. NCBI's taxonomy places the organism in Eukaryota, Metazoa, Chordata, Actinopteri, Labriformes, Labridae. Bases 177 to 1076 code for a protein of 299 amino acids. Gene Ontology annotation, biological process: transmembrane transport. The transcript is spliced from 11 exons.